UUCGGAUGCUGCUAGGCUAGUUAAUGUUGACACGAAAAUUAUACCACAAAUAUAAAAUAACAGAAAAUGUAUAGAGAGUCGCAUUGUUUAGAAAGUAUUUUCUUUUCUUUUAUAAAAAUUAAUUAAAACAGAGUUGAAGUUCUGGCACAGCAUAAUGCAGGUUUUUAUGGCGCCCCAGCCAUUGCCGGCCGUUGGACUACCAAAUGCUUACCACGUACUUGGUCUCCAAAAGCUGUUUUCGGCUGCAAACCACUAGCAAACAAAUCACACUACACAAAAAUAUAUAAGAAUAUUCUCUCUUUUUAUUUUUGAAUCUUUGUCUUAUCUAUAUUUUCUUGUUCCCGUCUCUUCAAGAAAAAGUUGGAUUCCUGCCAGACUUUGCGUGCCUGCUAGCUCCAUUUCCAUGAGCUUCAGCAGUUCUCUUCAACUCAAAGGUACCAUCUAUUUUGGCAUCAACAGCCCCACAUUUCUCUGUAGUUUGUUCUCUAGAGAUUGAAACUUUGAAACUUGUUUAAUUUGCAGUGUUCUUCCGAUAGUUUUUGAAGGUGGUUCAAUGUGAUUUCAUUGAGAAUUCUAGGCUUAUUAUUUGUAACAAGGAAUUACACCUUAAGCCGAUCUUUCUCAAACGUCUCGAUUGAACUCCAAGGGUUGCCCUACUUUGAUUGGACGGAUUCUUAUGGCUCUAAAAGAAAAACAGUUUGAAUUUGACCUUGAAAGUGGAGGGGGUACUCGUGAAGAAGAUGAGAGCUUAGACGUUGUUUCAAACAAAAGACCGAAAUAUAAAUUCUUGGGUAGUGUUUUGGGAGGGUUGAUGAAUUCCAAUGAAUCAAUCAUGUUUACAUGUGGCGUUGUAUCAUCUACCAGUUCAGAAAAAUCUGGGCAGGUUUCAAAUGCUAGUGUGGAGUUGGUAGUAGAAAGGAAUUCAGAAGGGGAGGAGAGUCAAGGACAUAUGACCCUUGCAGAAAAGGCAUGUGAGAAUGAUCGGCCUAGGAAGACCAACUCUAGGAAUGCUUCUAAGCCACCACGACCUCCUAAACCUCCAUCACUUGAUGCAGCCGACCAGAAGUUGGUAAGGGAGAUCAUCGAGCUCGCCAAGAGGAAGCGAGCGAGAAUUGAAAAGAUGAAAAUAGUAAAGAAGAUAAAAGCAUCCAAGUCAUCCUCGUUACACAGUGGCAUAUCUGCUAUGCUCAUCACACUACUCUUCUUCUUUGUCAUAAUCUUUCAAGGAAUAAGCUCCAGAAGCAUUCCAAAUGUGAGUAUACAUGGGUCUCCUGAGCCAGCGGUCGCAACAACUCAAGGUUUUGUCCCACUUCAAUACUACAAAAGCGGCAUACGAAGUUCUACCGGUCAAAAUUUUGGGGAGGACCCGAUUUCCCGUUCAGGUGCGGCUGAGGAGAUGAGGAAGUUGAUGGACAAUAUGAAAGGUUGUUGACGAUAUUAGCACUUCCAUUUUGCAGCCUUGGAACUAAUACAGAUUUGUUUUCUUCCUCCAUUCUUUAAUGUUGCAGCAGGGUUAUCUUUUUUCAUUUGUAUAUAUGUACGUACAGCCAUAAACUGCAGGAGUUUUUUUUAUUCUUGUACAGUGAUUUCAUUUGGUGAAAAGAAUGAUUGUGUUGAUGAGAAAUGCAGUGUUUAUUUGUUGGUGAAAUAGUAUGUCACAAGUUCACUACAUGCAAUCAAACUUGAAACUCAAGUCUUAAUGGCACCUCGUUGCAGAAGUUGGCAAGUGCAGAUCGUGUGGCAAAAUUCUUGUAAGAUGGUGUUUGGGAUAAAAUCUGAACUUUGGGCCAGAGAGAAAGUC
Molecule: messenger RNA, 1801 nt
Organism: Malus domestica (apple)
Lineage: Eukaryota; Viridiplantae; Streptophyta; Magnoliopsida; Rosales; Rosaceae
Source: RefSeq, a predicted model, not a curated record